This is a messenger RNA of Telopea speciosissima, 738 nucleotides long. RefSeq lists its product as uncharacterized. The record is from RefSeq and is a predicted model, not a curated record. The transcript has 3 exons. NCBI's taxonomy places the organism in Eukaryota, Viridiplantae, Streptophyta, Magnoliopsida, Proteales, Proteaceae. The coding region runs from base 132 to 560 and encodes 142 amino acids.
GACUGAAUUGCUUUUUGGUUGUUGAUCUCCCUGGGUUGCAUAUAUGGCUUAAUAGUUACAGUUUUCGAGAUUCGUGAAAGUUUUGGGCUUUUGUGCCUGUAGACACUGCAAUCCAUGGUAUUCUGAAUUCCAUGGAUACAUCUUCCGUUCAGUCUCCUCCGUCAGUCGAAGAAAAUGAAUGGGACACUGAAGGGUAUGUUAUACCAAGCUUGGAAGGAGACUUGAGUAAGCCUGAUGUUCCAGAAGUUAAUGACUUGAAACUUUUUCCCAAGAUUGGGCAGGACAAGAAGGAAGAAGAAAAGAUCUACUUGGGACCACACGGUGCUCCUCCUUCACAAGCAAAGCAGCAAGAGUUGAACGCAACUGGGCGGAAGCAGCGAUUUAAGCAGAAGUUGAAGGAAGCAGAGAGGAAGUACACAGGAUCAGGGCGGGAGAAUAAGAUGGAUAGCCUGCAAGAACUUGUUGGUGGCAGCAAAGUAAAUGUUAGCACGUCAAAGAGUUCCUCAACAGAAUGGCUUGAUCCACAUUGCCAUGAGUCUCAGUUUGAGAGGUCUUAUUAGGUCUGAUUCUCAUCAAUAAGUUGGGUCUAUUGUACUAACUUGAGAUUAAAGUCUCAAGUUUCUGGGCUGAUUACUAUAAAUGAGCUCUUGCGCGUGUCAGGUAGAUUCAUAUAGAGAUUAUGUAUACAGGUGCUGUUAAAAUUGCCCAUCUAUUCAGAGAACCAUUUAUUGUUCGUAA